This is a messenger RNA of Portunus trituberculatus (swimming crab), 399 nucleotides long. RefSeq lists its product as uncharacterized. Bases 1 to 399 code for a protein of 132 amino acids. The record is from RefSeq and is a predicted model, not a curated record. The transcript has 3 exons. NCBI's taxonomy places the organism in Eukaryota, Metazoa, Arthropoda, Malacostraca, Decapoda, Portunidae.
AUGGCUCAGAAAACUUCCUGCACUGUCACGACUGUCUUGGUGACGGGAGAAGGGCUGUCAGCUCCUUUCACCACUGUGUUCUUGUCUUGUAUGAGUGAGAACAAGUGGCCCUCACUAUGGAAGGAGGCAUGUGUGGUCCCGAUACACAAGAAAAACUUGAGGUAUGAGCCUAGCAACUACAGACCCAUCUCCCUGCUCUCAGUGAUGGGCAAGGUGCUGGAGCAAAUAGUGACUGCUGCUGUGUACCUGAACGAGAACCACCUUCUCUCAGUGUUGCCUGGCCUGUACACCGCACAUAUCCUCCUCCACUACAAGGACUGGUGGCAAGACGCCCUGGAAGAGGCCCUGGACACUCUUGUGGUGCCCCUGGACAUUGUCUGGGCUUUUAACAAAGUCUGA